AUGCUCCCCUAAACCUCGCGCCGCAAACUCAGUCUCGGUCCCCGCAGGUGAUGUCAUGCCCAUUGUUUUGGUGCGCCCGACCAAUCGGACUCGCCGCCUGGAUUCUACCGGAGCCGGCAUGGGCCCUUCCUCGCACCAGCAGCCGGAGUCUCCGCUCCCGACCAUAACGCAUUGCGCAGGGUGCACCACCGCCUGGUCUCCCUGCAGCUUUAACAGCCCUGACAUGGAAACCCCAUUGCAGUUCCAGCGCGGCUUCUUCUCGGAGCCGCCGCCGCCGCCGUCGCGCUCCUCGCACCUGCAUUGCCAGCAGCAGCAGCAGAGCCAGGACAAGCCGUGCGCGCCCUUCGCGCCCCUCCCGCAUCCUCACCACCACCCGCACCUCGCGCACCAGCAGCCGGGCAGCGGCGGCAGCAGCCCAUGCCUCCGGUGCAACAGCUGCGCCUCCUCCGGUGCCCCGGGGGCGGGGGCGGGGGAUAACCUGUCCCUGCUGCUCCGCACCUCCUCGCCCGGCGGCGGCGCCUUCCGGACCCGCACUUCCUCGCCGCUGUCGGGCUCGUCGUGCUGCUGCUGCUGCUCGUCGCGCCGUGGCAGCCAGCUCAAUGUGAGCGAGCUGACGCCGUCCAGCCAUGCCAGUGCGCUCCGGCAGCAGUACGCGCAACAGCCAGCGUCCGCCUCCCAGCACCGCCAGUGCCACAGCCUGCAGCCCGCCGCCAGCCCCACGGGCAGCCUCGGCAGCCUGGGCUCUGGGCCCCCGCUCUCGCACUACCACCACCCCCCGCCCCCGGCGCCCCACCAGCACCACCAGCCCCAGGCGCGCCGCGAGAGCAACCCCUUCACCGAAAUAGCCAUGAGCAGCUGUAGGUACAACGGGGGCGUCAUGCGGCCGCUCAGCAACUUGAGCGCGUCCCGCCGGAACCUGCACGAGAUGGACUCCGAGGCGCAGCCCCUACAGCCCCCGGUGUCUGUCGGAGGAGGUGGCGGCGCGUCCUCCCCGUCUGCAGCCGCGGCCGCGGCCGCCGCCGCUUCGUCCUCAGCCCCGGAGAUCGUGGUGUCCAAGCCGGAGCACAACAACUCCAAUAACCUGGCGCUCUACGGAGCCGGCGGCGGAGGCAGCACUGGAGGCGGCGGCGGCGGCGGCGGCGGCAGCGGGCAUGGCAGCAGCAGUGGCACCAAGUCCAGCAAAAAGAAGAACCAGAACAUCGGCUACAAACUGGGCCACCGGCGCGCCCUGUUCGAGAAGCGCAAGCGGCUCAGCGACUACGCGCUCAUCUUUGGCAUGUUCGGCAUCGUGGUUAUGGUCAUCGAGACCGAGCUGUCGUGGGGCGCCUACGACAAGGCGUCGCUGUAUUCCUUAGCUCUGAAAUGCCUUAUCAGUCUGUCCACGAUCAUCCUGCUCGGUCUGAUCAUCGUGUACCACGCCAGGGAAAUACAGUUGUUCAUGGUGGACAACGGUGCAGAUGACUGGAGAAUAGCCAUGACUUAUGAGCGUAUCUUCUUCAUCUGCUUGGAGAUACUGGUGUGUGCUAUUCACCCCAUACCUGGGAAUUACACGUUCACAUGGACGGCCCGGCUUGCCUUCUCCUAUGCCCCAUCCACCACCACCGCUGACGUGGAUAUCAUUUUGUCUAUACCAAUGUUCUUAAGACUCUAUCUGAUUGCCAGAGUCAUGCUUUUACAUAGCAAACUUUUCACUGAUGCCUCCUCUAGAAGCAUUGGAGCACUUAAUAAGAUAAACUUCAAUACGCGUUUUGUUAUGAAGACUUUAAUGACUAUAUGCCCAGGAACUGUACUCUUGGUUUUUAGUAUCUCAUUAUGGAUAAUUGCCGCAUGGACUGUCCGAGCUUGUGAAAGGUACCAUGAUCAACAGGAUGUUACUAGCAACUUCCUUGGAGCAAUGUGGUUGAUAUCAAUAACUUUUCUCUCCAUUGGUUAUGGUGACAUGGUACCUAACACAUACUGUGGGAAAGGAGUCUGUUUGCUCACUGGAAUUAUGGUAAGUGUCUUUUCACUGUCCAUCUCUUUUAUAAAUACUCAAUGCUACUUAGUCCAUUCCAUCUAUGUGUAUAAGUCAUGGUAAA
Odocoileus virginianus texanus is the source of this 2078-nucleotide messenger RNA. The record is from RefSeq and is a predicted model, not a curated record. Lineage: Eukaryota; Metazoa; Chordata; Mammalia; Artiodactyla; Cervidae.